AUGAACUUUAAGGGCAAAUCGUGCUCUAAAAUUAUUCUGGUCAACGUUUAUCCCACUGAUCGUCCAUCAGAGAAAAAGACUAUCUAUGCCAUAGUUGAUGACCAAAGCAGUCGUACACUCGCUCGUUCACAGUUUUUCAAUAUGUUUGAUAUGAACACUGACUCUGUGACUUACACAUUAUCAUCAUGCAACGGUUCUGUGACACUCACCGGCAGAUGUGCAUCAAACUUUACGUUAGAACCAGUAUUAGAAGGAAACCGAAUUCAUCUACAGUCUGUGAUAGAAUGUGAUGACAUACCCAACUGCAGAGAGGAGAUUCCUACACCAGAUGUGGCACGUGCAUACCCUCAUCUAGCAGACUUAGCCACUCAUAUACCAGAAUUGAAUGAUGAUGCAGACAUUUUGUUACUCAUUGGAAGAGAUCAUCCAGAUGCUCAUCAUGUCUUAACACAGCGAACUGGACCUCAUGGAGCUCCGUUUGCACAAAAACUAUCGUUAGGAUGGACAGUUAUAGGAGAAUGUUGUCUUGAUAAGGUACAUGUACCUACGAACAUUGUGACCAACAAAACGCACAUUCUACCAUCAGGAAGAAGCUCGACAUUUCCACCUUGUCCUUCUUACAUACAUGUGUCUAAAGUUGCAGACAACCCAUUCUGUAGUGAGGAAAUAAUGACUACUGAUAUUUUUGUGAAAACGCCCCAGGACAAUGAACCAGGCCUGUCAGUGAAUGAUCGAGAAUUCCUAAAAAUUAUGGACAAUGAAUGUUACAGAGAUGAGAAUGGAAACUGGACUGCUCCGCUUCCAUUUAAGACCAGUAGAGAGAAACUUCCGAAUAAUCGUGAACAAGCCAUGAAAAGAACUCUGUCAUUUCUAGCUUCUUGUAAAAGGAACAAGUUGAAAAUGGAACACGCAAUCUCGUUUAUGAACAAAGUGUUUUCUAAAGGACAUGCAGAAAAAGCACCAGAGCUUAAGGACGGGGAAGAGUGUUGGUUCCUACCGAUCUUCGGCGUCUACCACGCAAAAAAGCAAAACCAAAUACGUAUGGUUUUCGAUUCAUCUGCAGUAUUUCAGGGACACUCCCUGAAUUCAGCUCUUUUAAGUGGACCCGACCUUACCAAUAGUCUACAUGGGAUUCUACUAAGAUUUAGAAAAGAGAAAGUAGCUGUGACAGGUGAUAUUGAACAAAUGUUUCACUCAUUCAAAAUUCGAGAGGAUCACAGAAACUUUGUACGAUUUAUUUGGUUCACAGACAACGACCCAGCUCUACCUUUAAUGGAAUACCGUAUGUGUGUUAACCUAUUUGGAAACUCACCUUCUCCGGCAGUAGCAACAUAUUGUUUGAGACAGUGUGUUAAGAUCAAGGAGUGUGACCCAAGAGUUCGUGAAUUCGUUAACAGAAACUUCUAUGUAGAUGACGGUCUCGCAUCUUACCAAACAAAAAAUGAAGCAUUAGAAAUCUUACAGAAAACACAGACUACACACAAAGAAGAAGGGAACUUGAGGUUUCAUAAGUUUGCAUCAAACAGCUCGUAUAUCAUGGAUGUACUACCUCCAGGCGACAGGGCUAAAGAUUUAUCUGACGUGAAUUUACACUUGAAUGCAGCACCAUUACAACGGAGUCUGGGACUCAUGUGGAAUGUAAUGUCCGACGCAUUCACCUAUCAGUUUGUACCCAGGGUCAGGGACCCUCCGCUAACAAAGAGAGGAAUUCUUUCAUGUCUGAACAGUCUGUACGAUCCACUUGGAUUUAUAUCCCCUCUCGGCUAUGUUAAGGAAGGUCAGAGUUCACAUUCCUUGUACAUCCUAUUGGAAGUUUAA
Molecule: messenger RNA, 1818 nt
Organism: Saccostrea cuccullata (small rock oyster)
Lineage: Eukaryota; Metazoa; Mollusca; Bivalvia; Ostreida; Ostreidae
Exons: 1
Coding region: 1-1818 (605 amino acids)
Source: RefSeq, a predicted model, not a curated record